This is a messenger RNA of Rhineura floridana, 9059 nucleotides long. It is a transcript of the gene LARP1, whose product is annotated as La ribonucleoprotein 1, translational regulator. Bases 204 to 3485 code for a protein of 1093 amino acids. Gene Ontology annotation, biological process: positive regulation of translation; mRNA stabilization. Gene Ontology annotation, cellular component: cytoplasmic stress granule; cytosol. The record is from RefSeq and is a predicted model, not a curated record. The transcript has 19 exons. Lineage: Eukaryota; Metazoa; Chordata; Lepidosauria; Squamata; Rhineuridae. Gene Ontology annotation, molecular function: RNA cap binding.
GCCGGUGGCUCGAGCUCCCCCUUGCUUCGGGGUGCGCACCUACCUGAGGAAAGGGUUGGGGGUUAAAAGGCGAGAGAGGGAGGGACGCCUUGGGCUCGGUGAGGCGAUUUUGGGAAAGGGGAGUCGGCAAAGUUUGGGGCGGGCGUGUGUUGUCCAGGGAGAGCCUGGAGCAGGGGGGACGAGGCGGCUCUGUGGAGGCGCAGAUGGCUACCCAGGUGGAGGCUCUCCUGCCCGCGAACACCCUACUGCCCUCUGAGGAGCACGGGCUGGUUAUCAAGAAACCUCAGGAGAAAGGAGAACACCUCAUGCACCAAGGAGAGAAGGCCAACGCCGACGAGGGCAAGGGGGACGGCCCCGACAGCUGCAGCAAGGAAGGCAGCGGCAACGUGGGGGAGCAUCCGCGACGAAACGGGGCCCUCCUGAAGCCACCCAGCAUCAAGCAGCAGAAGGAGGACAGUAACAACCAGGAGAAGGAGAACCUGCUGCACCAGAGGAGCGGCGGCAUAGAAUCGAACCGGCUGCCCGGCGAGGCCAGCAGCGGCGGCGAGGAGGGCGGCGACCAGGGAGGAGUUGGGCGCCAGGAAUUCAUCGAGGCCCCCCCGCCCAAGGUGAACCCUUGGACUAAGAACGCCCCUGUGGCUUUGGUCACCCUCAACGGACAAUCUCCCCCAGAGCAUUCAGCCCCAGCCAAGGUGGUGAAAGCAGCAAAUCCAAGGCAACGUAAAGGAACCAAGGUUGGUGACUUUGGGGAUGCCACAAACUGGCCAACACCAGGAGAAAUAGCUCAUAAGAGUGUCCAGCAGCUGCCACACAAGCCUCAAUCUCUCCGGAAGCUCCCUAUUAAGAAAAACAUGAAAGAGCAAGAGAAGGGGGAAGGAAGCGAUGGCAAAGAGAAUAUGAAAACACGGUCAGAUGAAUCGGGGGAGGAGAAGAAUGGAGAUGAUGACAACCAGAAAUCAGCUCAGAAGAAGAAGGGCAGCAGACACAAAUGGGUCCCUCUGCAAAUAGACAUGAAGUCUGAGGUUCCAAGGGACAAAACAGCAUCUCGCAACAACAGACAGAAUGAGCAGCACCGGCAUCCUUCCAACAACCGAAGUGACUCAAAAGGUUGGCAUCUGGAUAACAAGCAUGAACGAAGUUGGCCUGACCAUGAUGAAACUUCAAGUAUCAAGAGUGAGGGGGCAACUGUGCGUGGUUCCUUCCGGGGAAGAGGCCGUGGUCGGGGCAGAGGGAGAGGGAGAGGAAGAGGAGGUACUCGGUCUCAUUUUGAUUAUCAGUACGGUUACCGAAAAUUUGAUGGCUCUGAUGGCUCACGCACUCAGAAGUACACCAGUAAUAUCACCUAUUACUUUGACAACAUCAGUAGCACUGAGCUCUACAGUGUUGACCAAGAGUUGCUCAAGGACUAUAUCAAACGCCAGAUAGAAUACUACUUCAGUGUUGACAACUUGGAACGAGAUUUUUUCUUGAGGCGGAAGAUGGACGCAGAAGGCUUUCUUCCCAUCACUCUCAUUGCCAGUUUCCAUCGGGUGCAAGCCUUGACUACAGAUGUUGGCCUUAUAAUUAAGGCACUGAAAGACAGCAAAGUGGUUGAGAUUGUGGACCAGAAGAUCAGGAGAAAAGAAGAACCAGAGAAGUGGCCUUUACCUGGCCCUCCCAUGACGGACUAUGCACAAACUGACUUCUCUCAGCUCAUCAACUGCCCAGAAUUUGUGCCCAGGCAAAGCUUCCAAAAGGAAACAGAAUCUGCUCCUGGGUCUCCCCGCUCUGCCAGUCCUGUGCCAACCAAGACUGAGGAAGUGAGUAACCUGAAGACAAUGCCCAAAGGCCUUUCUGCUAGCCUGCCAGACUUGGAUUCUGAGGCAUGGAUUGAAGUGAAGAAGAGACCUAGGCCUUCUCCAGUCAGACCCAAGAAACCAGAAGAAUCCAAAAUGCUGCUGAAGCAGAAGGACCAGGAUGAGCCUGAGGAGCUGGACUUCCUGUUUGAUGAGGAGAUGGAACAGAUAGAUGGCCGGAAAAACACCUUCACUGAUUGGUCAGAUGAGGACUCGGACUAUGAGAUUGAUGACAGGGACGUAAAUAAGAUUUUGAUUGUAACACAGACACCCCCUUACCUGCGCCGGCAUCCAGGCGGAGAUAGAACAGGCAACCACACUUCCAGGGCAAAAAUGAGCUCAGAGUUGGCCAAGGUGAUUAAUGACGGGCUGUACUACUAUGAACAGGACCUGUGGACAGAGCAAUUUGAGCCAGAGUACUCUCAGAUAAAGCAAGAAGUAGAGAACUUCAAGAAGGUGAAUAUGAUCAGCCGAGAGCAGUUUAACACCUUGACUCCUGAGCCUCCCAUUGAUCCAAAUCAGGAAGUCCCUCCUGGACCACCUAGGUUCCAGCAAGUUCCUACAGAUGCUCUGGCCAAUAAGCUCUUUGGCGUUCCAGAGCCUUCAACCAUUGCCCGAUCUUUGCCAACAACUGUGCCAGAAUCCCCAAACUACCGCAAUGCCAGGACUCCCCGUACUCCUCGCACACCUCAACUAAAAGACCCAACACAGACACCCCGAUUUUACCCAGUGGUUAAGGAAGGCAGAUUGAUAGAUGCCAAGACACCCCGGAAGAGGAAGACACGGCACAGUUCAAACCCUCCACUGGAAUGUCACGUUGGUUGGGUGAUGGAUUCCCGGGAGCAUAGGCCUCGAACUGCAUCCAUCAGUUCCAGCCCCUCAGAAGGCACCCCAGCCAUUGGCAGCUAUGGCUGCACCCCACAGUCGUUGCCCAAGUUCCAGCACCCCUCCCAUGAACUUCUCAAGGAGAAUGGCUUCACACAACAUGUCUACCACAAGUAUCGCCGGCGCUGCCUUAAUGAGCGAAAGAGAUUGGGCAUUGGCCAGUCCCAAGAGAUGAAUACUCUCUUCAGAUUCUGGUCAUUUUUCCUUCGUGAUCACUUUAACAAGAAAAUGUAUGAGGAGUUCAAGCAGUUGGCCUUGGAAGAUGCAAAAGAAGGAUACAGGUAUGGACUGGAGUGCCUUUUCAGAUAUUACAGCUAUGGAUUGGAGAAGAAAUUCCGACUUGACAUAUUUAAGGAUUUCCAGGAAGAAACUAUAAAAGAUUAUGAAGCUGGGCAGCUUUAUGGGCUUGAAAAGUUUUGGGCCUUCUUAAAAUAUUCCAAAGCCAAAAACUUGGACAUUGAUUGCAAACUGCAACAAUACCUCAGUAAAUUCCGACGCCUUGAAGACUUCAGAGUGGAUCCCCCUAUCGGGGAAGAAGGUAGUCACAAGAGGUACCCAGCGGCAUUGGGUGUAGAUGGAAGGAAGCGAUACCCAUCUCAGUCUUCCAGCAAACCUGUCAGCCAGACCACUUCCAGUCAAGUCUCUGUCUCAUCCAGUCAAGUCCCCACCUCAUCUAGCCAGACUGUGCAGGAGGAUGCCAAAAACCUGAGCCAGCCACAUGCAGUUUCUACAGCAACUGUGGAAACUCAAACAAUGGGGAAGUAGACACACCGGAACUUCCAAUGGAAAGGGGGCAGGGACACGCAAGGGAGUUAGAAGGUCGGUGUCGAAGACCAGGCUGCUUGCAGAAGGUGGGGACUACAACGCACACGAUUUCUCUUGGUGGCUGGAAAAACAAGAUGAUCCAAGCUGAAAGCAUCUUUUUCUUUGGUGUGAUUAAGUCACUGAUUGGAGCCAGAUCCUCACGUUUUUGUGUCUUAGCGCCUUUCUGGGGUAGGGUUGGGAAGGGGGAGAUUUUUAUAUAUAUAUAUAUCUAUAUCAAGUUUUAAAUUAUUGAUAGAAUUUUGUUUGGAUAAACCAAAACAGUUCUGCAUCAUGCAGCCACUCGAUCCAGCUCCCUUCCAUCCCACUGAUCAACUAUGCAGCCCACUUGAAAAGCUGGAGGUGGUGGGCUGAACAAUGUGGCUCCAUUUGGAAUUGGCAUUUGGCUUUCCAAGCCCACUAAGCACCUCUUGUUCAGGAUAUGACAAUGCACAAGGAGUCCCUUUGUCACCUUCGCAAGUAUCACUUCUGUUAUGGCUUCCUUCCAUGCUACUCACCUUCCAAUGCUCCAUCACUGACUGACUACUGGAAGUCAACCAAAGGACCCUAACUGAACGUGGGCCCACUUAGCAUUGGGCUCGCCCAGUUCCUUUUGUGUGAUGGGUAGAACAUAAACUCGCACAGUGUCUCCCCUCACAUAGGAAUGCUAUUCUCAUGAUGAGAUGAGACUUUGCUAAAAUAGCUUUCUCUACAAAACAAAACAAAACAAAAAUCACAAAAAACUUGUUUUAAAAAAAGUCUUUGUUGUUUUUUUGCUUCCUUCCUUGAAAAUAAUAAGUUGCCUUAUUGUGGAGUUGGGAAAUUGGAGGCAUCCCUGACUUCUCUGAGCAAAUUUGGAGCAUGGCAUCUGCUUGGGACUCAGCCAGGCUAUGAUCAUCUCUGCUGUUCCCUGUCCAGUGACUCUUGUCUGUAGUGGUUGGUGAACUCCCUGUGAUUGGCAUCAACUGGAACAGUACUGUUGAUAUGUAGGUGAAUGUUGGUUGAAACCUCCUAAACAGUUUACCUCUGAAGCAAGGGGGUACUGGAGCACUUCAGCCUAAGACUUCUGCUAUUGUGUAGUUGAUGCUGAUGUAAAUGUGUCAACUUUUCUAGUGUCCUUCCUGCUACAGCAACUACACAUGCUAUUGCCUCACUCAGACCUCCAGGUGCACUGCCAUUUUCCUCCCUCUCCCACCAGGGCAUGCCAGGCCAAGAAGUGGCCUGUUGAUCUCACAAAUUCUUCCUAUCCCAGGGUAGGCAGGCAGAUGUGCCAGGAAUAGGUAAUGCACAGAGAAGAUCCACAGGGACACAUCCUUGCUCUUUAAUAUCUUUGAUUGAAGAAUGUGUGUACAGAGAAAUGAGCUUUAACGCAAACAAGGUGGGAUUUUUGUGUGUGUGUGUGUUGGUUUCCAAAUCUGAGGUGGCUUGCUAAGUGUUAACUUUCCUAUGCAGGCCUUCCCUUUCUGUAGACUCUUGAUUACUGGUAUGCUUACCUGCCUGCCUGCCUUCCCUGGGUUGACCAUGUAGCCACGGAGGACCCAGCUGUGUUUAGACUCUACUCUAGCUGCCGACACCUUGACUGUCUUGCAUCAUGAAAUCACUUCAUGUAUUGGAACCAUGUCCACUCAUCCUGUGUCAUAGAACUUUAUACAAAGCACCAUGAUUGACUUAGCUGCUCUCGGGUUAACUGCUGGAACUAAGUCUGAGACUAUUCACAGUGUAUGCCGUCAUGGUACUUGAUAUCUAAAAGCAGCUGAUACUGGAGCUAUAGAAGUGAACUUCAGUGAAGAUGGAAGCAUAUGCGUACAGAGAACUUGUUUCUGACAGCUUGCGUUGCUGCAUUUUGUUAUAUCCCUAAUGUACUAUCCCUGUUUUGCAAGCCAGAGAUUUUAAUAGGGGAGGGAAGAUCUGAGAUUACAUGGUCAUUGUGCUACCCCAUCUUGUUCUGUGACUCUGAAGAGGGAUAAACGGUGGUGGCAGAAAGGGUACAAACCUUAUUUUAUGUGGUCUUCCACACCAUGGCUUGGCUUCAAACAGUCCUCUCCCUCCCUCCCUGAUAAUGCAUGAGCAGAAGGCGCUUCCAUGAUGCUGGAGGCUGAUUCCUUCCCAACUGCAGCCCCUCAGAUACUUAGCAAAACUGCUCUGGAGGAUCCUGCUACCAAUUUUUGAGGUGUGAAGACUACUGCCAGAAGGAUGAGGAGGAGCAAUCUUAUACCACUUUGGAUCCUAGACCAUUGUUGUGUGCAGGAAGAGAAGAGUUGUCUUCAGUACUCAACAUGCUGCAAAGAGUGUGGCCAAGAGGCUUGUGUUAGGCGGGAUAUUGUAUCCUCUGCAGUAUGGAGCAAAUGUUUCUUUAAGGAUGCAGGGGAUGUGAUGAUAGGCAGUUGGUUGAUUUUUAUCACUCCUCUUCCUAGCGUAUUGGUACUACAGAUGUAGAUAAUUGAGGAGACAGGGCUUACUAUGUAGAAGUCUGUUUUGUCAAGCUAAUAUUAAUUCCUUUUAGCUGUGUCAAGCAUGCUAGUAAUGGGAAUGGAGCAGUCUUGAGUGACCACGCGCUAACUCAUGACCUGUAGUUCUAGUUUUUGCUGCGUCAGUUGUGAUGCUGUAUUAUAUCAAACCCUCAGCCUGUCAUUGCGCUUACCAUAAAAAGGCAUGAGCAUUGCACUGUUCCACUGGGUGUGGCAGAGUCUCCACUGUGAGCUUUGCUGGGUGCAUUGCAACAGCAGAAACAUGCUAACAUGGAGUUGCUAACAUGGAGUUGACAGAACUUCUGCUGUUGGCUUUCAAUUCCUUUUGUGCUACAUGGUGAAUUUGGGCUCCUUAUGUUUGGCAGGAUUUCAAUUUGUAAGGACAGGAAAAUGGAUUGAGACCCUAACCUUGUAUCUUCACAAUUCAGUUAUGAAUAAGGCAAAAACAUGUAUUGAGGAACUGCUGCUUAUGAUACAGGAGUAUGUGUUCAGGCUUAAGAAAUAGUGAGAUUAACCAGCAUGUUUAAAGGUUUCCUCUUAGAAAGGAAAUAGUCUUUGUACUUUUAACCCAGUGGUGUAUAGUGCUGAAGUAUUGGGCUAGCAAUAGUUUGUAUUUCACCUGAGUGAUAACGCUGCUUGUCUCUGCUUGAUGAAGAACUAGGUGAACAGAAACAGUUAAUGGUGGUGCAGAAAAGGAUUUAUUAAGUGGUUUAGGAGAUCAGUUAAGGAAGCAGGGUUAGUUUAUGGGAAUGAAAGGAGGUUGGCACAGGGAUGUAAGAAUGGCAUAUUGAUUCUUUUGUGGAUGUCCCUGGAUGUGCCAUGAGCUUAAACCACAAAGUCCUUUCUUGCUUUGAAGAGAGAAGUUGAAGGUACUUGUUACCUGAAGGAAGUGUAGCCUCUUGUAGGCUUGAUUGGUCACUUCCCUGCAUCAUUUUGAGAUGACGAUGGCAGCGUGUCUUUGUAGGCACAGCUGUUAAUAUAUGCAUACAAUGCCUAGGCUGCCCAGUGCUAGAAGGUUACUGCAUUGAUCCUAUAAAGAUGGCAUUCAUUACCUUGCACUGUGAACAGGGAGUAAUUCUGUAGCUGAUGCUUUCUGCGUGGCUAUUAGUACAGUCAGUUUUCUCUCAUCCUGGCUCAAGUAUUCCCAACGCUUUGGGAAGAGAGCAGGGAUUCCCAAUAGUAACAAUUGUUUCAAUUUAUGUCUUGGUUUUUAAAAUGGACCAAGUUCAGUGAAUGUUGGUAUCCUAUGCUCUGAUACAUGCAGUGGUAGGUUCCUCCUGAAAGAGUUUCAGUUGCAUUGUGUUUGGGAAGCUACCAACUGUUUCCCAUUGUAUGAGGCUUCUGUUAAAGCAGAGAUACUGGCUGUUUUCCACUGGAAACUGAGCCAGCAUUCUUAUUAUAGAUAAGAGAUAUCUAAAAACAAGUUUUGUGUCAUCUGGGGUCGCUGAUGCCCUGACCUACUUUGGACAGGUCUUAAUGGGGUGAGGGUCUAAAAUCUGGUCUAGGAUUGGCAGUGAAAAUAACCCUUUUUAAGUUUUGGUGCUCUGUCUGCCCUAUCCCUCUUUGUUCCUUUCUGCUUCUUAUCCCACCUUUGCAGCUGUUUUGUUGCUUUGGUUCUAUACUUGCCCAUCUUGCUUCUGGUUGGCUAGUUGAAUGUACUGCUAACACAUGACACAGUAACCUCAGUACUCUGCCAUACAUUUUUAAUAGAGUAAUGGGAUGGGAACCAUCAUUCACACCUUGCUCAUUAUUUUAUUUUUGAUUCAGCAAAAACAAUCAAAUCUGUUAAUGCAGCAAACUCUGCCGUGCUGUUAUCUCUCCGCUUGGAUCCUCUUCUAAAACUUGGAUUUGUCAAUAACUUUUUAAAACUCAGCUAGGUUUUUAGAAGGGAUGGGUAGCUACAUUGUUAAAUGCCUCAGUUACUUUUUUAAAUCAAAUUUCAUAUAUGAGUGGUUUUAUGGGGGAGGGUGGGAAAUUUCAUCUCAAGAACAUGGGUUUGGACAAAGUGGUUUUUUAAAAAAUAAAUUCUAAGGAUAACAUUUCUGUUAGUUUACAUUUUAACUUUCUGAAGACACUUGAACAUAGGACCGAUGUAUCUGUGAUGAGGACACCCUAUGGUUGGAAGCAUUGAAAAGCUAUGGGCUUAACCAUUCCUGUGUGGUUUGACAGACUUUGUUCUUCCAAGUCUGGCCUUCUGUUGCCCUCCUUUUUGUUAAUUUCCUCAAUUAUAUUGUUCCUGUAUCUAUUUGUCCUCCCUCCCAGAAUAUAGAUCUUGGUACAACAGGGUGGCCUAGGUCACUGAUAUCCUUUGGAUAAGGGAUAUCAAUGCCCUUGGCAGAAGCUGUUGCCCACCAAAGCCAUCCUGCUGUAGUAUCAUUGUGUGGCUAUGGAACAGGAAUGGCUGAAUUCUCCUCUCAUCAUUGGAUUUGCCCCUGCAGUAGUGCACUACCAUUGUGGUUGAGAUUUCCAGCCUGUGAAACUGUGACUCAGAAAACACUGAGCUUUAAAUUGUGAGGGUUGGAGUUUCAUUAGUGUGAAGUCUGUAUUAAGCUGCUAAAAAUUUUAGGAUGAGCAAUCUGCAAAAGAUGCAAUGAUUGUUUUGUGUAGAUGUCUGAUGAUCACAGUAGAAAGGAACAUCUGUUUGUUUGGUUUGCGUGCUCUCCCUGAGCAGGUUUGUGUGUAUACGUACUCCAACCUUGCCCCUUCUGCUAAAGCAAAAUCCCAGAAGUGUUUAUAAUCACUUUCAGCUGUAUUUAUUCAUAAGAAAAUUUUAAACCAACUGUUACCAUAUAUCACCUUGGAGGAAAAGAUCUUGUUAAUAUGGCCCACCAUACACAAUCCCAUCUCCUGUUAAUAGUAUGUAUAUCUUAACCCAUGUGCUAGGAUCAUCAUCACAUUGGGGGGGGAGGGGGAAAAAAGAGGGGGGAAAUUGUAAAAUACUUGAAUGAGAGCCUGUAUUAUAAACAGUAAUAUUAUUCAGAGUAUCUGCUUUCUAGGCUGAUAUGACUCAUUAUUCUAGUAGUGCUUUAGUCCUUUGUAAUUUGUGGUAAUUAUGCUUUUUCCUUUUUAA